AUCAGCCACAGCCUAUUCCACAAUCAUACACAAAAAAAACAACAAUCGGGGGAAAUGGCCAUGAGAAUUUGACCCUAUUGAGACUCCUUCCACUUUUGAUAGGCCAUACCAUAGCAGAGAAUGACCAUACCUGGGAGAUUUUGAUGUUGUUGAAAGAUAUUGUGGAGUUGAGUUUGUCUAUCAAAUUUGCUGAUGACACUGUGGAGUUUUUGAAUUGCAAGAUCUCAGAACACAGAGCUUUGCUUCAAGAAGUUUUCCCAGACUUUGUUCUGCGUCCGAAGCAUCACUACAUAGAGCAUUAUCCUCAGUUAAUCAGAAUGUAUGGACCACUGAGAAAUCUUUGGACAAUGAGAUUCGAGGGCAAACAUAAGUUCUUUAAGAAAGUGAUCCGUGAUGCACAAAACUUCAAAAAUGUCCCCCUAAUGCUGGCUAAGAAGCAUCAAAUGACAAUGGCCUAUCACAUGGAUGCAGGGGUUUUUUUCAAGCCAGGAAUACAAAUGGAUAGGGUCUGUAGUUCACUUGUAACAGGCUUUCCUGACAAUGUGCAGGAAUAUCUGCAUCUAAGGAGCCCUAAUUGCAGUACAGUGCUAGUUUCAUCCAGUGUUACCAUUGAUGGUAUUAAGUAUUGCCCAGACAUGGUGGUUUCAGUUGGAUCUUGUUCAGGUUUGCCAGAAUUCAUGCAGAUUAAACAAAUCUUGGCAAUCAACACUGACAUAAUGUUCCUCUGUAAACCCCAGACUGCGUGGUACAUUGAGCAUUUGCGCUCUUAUGAAUUGUGUAGUUUGCAUUCACUGCAAGUAAUUCUGCCUUCUGAACUAAAUGACCCUUUCCCUUUGGCAGCCUAUAAUAUCCGAGGCCAGUUCUUUGUCACAUUGAAGCAUCACAUCUGCUGCUAAGUGACCUUAUUGUAUUUUAUUUUAUUAUCGUUUGUGUUGUUGACUUAUUUUUCUUUUUAUUUUAGAAUUUCAGCCAGCCAUGUCAAUGAUGUUUCGCGUUAUUGUGCACGACAGUGACAUCCGAAAGGUUGUGAUUUCAGAAAAACCAGCUGAUGUUGAAGCCUUGAAACGUGUGCUUCAAGAGAAGUUGCAAGUCACAUAUUCUUUCAAUGUCCAAUUUGAAGACCCUGACUUUAAUCAUGCAUUAUGCAACCUAAGUGAUAUUAAUGAUUUGCCAGAUAAGGCCACAUUGAAAAUAAUUCCUCUAUCAACUUCUCCCUCCUCAAGUCAGGCCGACACUGUACUUCUCUCAGGUUCGGAUACAUCAGAGCAGUUGUCUGCUGAACGCCAGAGUGAGUGGCCAGAGGAUUUUGAAAUCCCUAAAUUUUCUGUUAAUGUUGAGUAUCGUCUCCGUCAGGGAAACCUUGCUUUUAUGAAAGAUGGUACAAGUCUUGAUGUUGGAAGAGACAUUAAACAUGACAUAUUGGAAUCACUUGCGGGUGCCAUGUACACUUUUAAGGCAUAUCCAUCAGAUGAAAACUUUGCUCAAGUUGCUACCGCUCUUAUCAGAGCACACCCCUGCUUGACUGAACCGGGUUCUUCAACAGGAUCAGCUGGAUGGAAAAACAGCCUGAAAUUUAAAAUGGCCAACUACAGAACAAAACUGCGUAAAUGUGGCUGUAGUGAUGUUGCUGUUGAGGGAAAGAGAGGUGCAGAAGCAGGCAGUGCUUUUAGGAGAAGCAUUAAAAAACCUAGACGAUUUGAAGUAAAUUUUUUGCCAAAUUUUCCUAACGGGGAGAAUGAAGACAGUCAAGAAUGCCUGAGAAAAGAACUUGUAGAAGAAAUGAAAAAGAAGAGUCGAGACAUGAGCCUCAUUGGCCAAAAGAUGGACAGUACAUUUGCCCUGAGACGGAAGGAAAUCAUUCACUCUGAACCUCCUGUUUCUGAGAUCUUGGAAAAAUGGCCAGCACUUUUCACAGAAAGCCAGAUCUUUGCAGAAUUCAAUCGUAUAUCUGGCAAGAAUCUGCGAUCUGAAUUCUAUGCAGCACUGGACAAACACUCUGCACGUUUCCUUGAAAUUUUCCGGAAGAAAGGGGGAACUCAAGGACGAACACUUGAUGAAAUUUUACGUCAGGUUGAUUUAAAGUCAUCUGAUGUAUCUUGUGUGCGUACAGCUGUACUUUAUGGACUUCCAGUUCUCCUGGGGGAUGACUCGGAUGAGUUUUUCAAGACGUGCUUUGAUUCUGAUGUAGAUGCAGACUUCAGCCAAAUUGAUGUUGGCCUGCUUACAGUUCUACCUGAAGACAUGCCUGCCAGAACUCCACAUGCACUCAACGUUAACGCAAUGAGGGAAAUCAUUCUGGAGGGAAAAUUUGUCAUGGACGAUGUCCGAAGCUUGCCACAUGCUGUAUGUCUCCUUUUUGCUUUAAUCUAUGCUCUAAAUUUAGACUACCCAAAGACAAUGAGGAAUACAUUUGAAUUUAUUCAGAGGGUAUUUCUGUCUUUAGGAGGUAAGAACCUGAAACCCAAACUCCAAACUCUAAAAAAUCAGCUUUUAACCUAAUGUCUUUUCUUUUGGCCUUGGGUGCCUAUGCUAACCGUUAAAGGUAUAAUUCACCAAAAAAUUCUAUCAUCAUUUACUCACUUUCAUGUUACAAACCUGCCUAAAUUGAAGAUAUUUUGAGAAAUGUUUGCAACCAAACUGUUCAUGGACCUUAUUGACUUCCAUAGUAGGAUAAAAGAAUACUAUGGAAGUAAACAGGGUCCAUGAAUGGUUUAGUUACAAUCACUUCUCAAAAUAUCUUCAUUUGUGUUCAUCAAAAAGAAAUGUAGGCGGUUUGUAACGACAUGAAAGUAAGUAAAUGAUGACAGAAUUUUCAAUUUUUUGGGUGAAUAUUACUUUAACUGGUUGAUGCAAAAAUUAAGAAAAUGUUAACCCUUUAAAUGUGUUUAGGCAUGUUUAGUAAUGGCACUUUUUUCACAUGUGCCUUGACUUCACUUGUUAAAAAGGGAUCAGUUAUGUGUUUUUUAAGUAACUGUCCCUUUCCUUUCAUGUUUUGUACUUGGACUAAGUGUGCCUUGGUUUUACCUCUUGUAACAAGGGGAAGAGUUUUUUCUUUAAGUAACACCCUUUCCUAAGUCAGUUGUCUGUAUUUCAGGCAUGUUUUGUAAUUGCACUAAGUGUACAUUGGUUUCGCCCUCUUGUAACAAGGGGAUCAGUUAUGGUUUUUGUUGUUGUUUAUAAGUAGCAGACCCUUUCCAAAGUUAGCUCUCAUGUAUUUUAGACAUGUUUUGUAUUGCACUUAGUGUGCCUUGGUUUUACUUUUGCUUUUGAAAGGGUCUGUUACUCAAAAAACAUUAGACAUGUUUUGUAUUGCAUUAAGGUGCCUCGGUUUCACCAUUUGUAACAAUCAAGUAUUUUAAGUAACAGACCCUUUCCAAAGCCAGUCUGUAUUUAAGGAAUAUUUGUAAUUACACAAAAUUCCAAAUUGUUGUUUACAAAGCCAAAUUUCUGCAGAUACAGGCCUAUUUUGUUCUCUAAAGUGCCUUUUCUUACAGAAAAGCUUUUUAGGAUUUUGUUGUGAAUGACAGAAAAAGGCAAGUUAGUCAGAAAGACUGAUACUGUUUGAACAGAAGUGUCCAUGUGUUCACUGCAUUAUGUUUUAAAAAGCUUUCUAGCUGUUUAUUACAAAAAUAAACAGUUCAGAAUUCCAUAUGUGUGUUGAGUGUUUUCUCUAUCAGUUGUACUUAAAAAAAUAUGUUCAUUUUACUUAAAAAAACUUUGGAAACCGAUUGCACAUAGUUUUUUAAGUUGACAUAGCUUAAAAUUGUUAAUUAAAUCCAUGUCCAGAGCACUAGUAUUUAGAAUGUUAGCAGUACUAAAUAAAACCUUGUUAGU
Messenger RNA from Misgurnus anguillicaudatus (oriental weatherfish), 3834 nucleotides. The record is from RefSeq and is a predicted model, not a curated record. NCBI's taxonomy places the organism in Eukaryota, Metazoa, Chordata, Actinopteri, Cypriniformes, Cobitidae.